CCGCCGGGCUAUUCUCGGCUUCCUCUCCCUCCCCUGCCCAAAAUUCACUUCCGUCACAUCAUGGCGACGCGGAUCGUUCAGGAGACGGGCAGGCUGGAUCUGAGAGCCAAGGACGGAGAGUUUGGAAGUGAAACCAUGGAAGCGCACGAGAUUUGCAGACUGGAAGUGGCUUCCAGAAGUUUGUUGGUGAGUGGGUCCUGCAAAUCUGAACCUGUCCUGCAGCCACUGAACAGUACCACUGACAUAAUUGGGAAUGGGUGCACACUGCAUCAGGCCCACUACACUGGAAAAAGUAGGCUGCUGUCAGCUGAGUCCACCUGUGUCACGCUGGAAGCAAGAGGGGAGAUUCCUGGCAGUGAGGAUAUGCGGAUGGACCCUGCUGGGGGAGAGCAACAUCUGGUUCUGGAUAAAAAUAAAGAAAAGGCUCUAGGGAAGGAGGUAAUGCUGCUGAUGCAAGCACUCAACACACUCAUCACUCCGGAGGAGAAGCUAGCAGCUUUGUGCAAGAAGUAUGCAGACUUGUUGGAAGAGAACAGAAGUGUCCAGAAGCAAAUAAAGCUUCUUCAAAAGAAGCAGGCACAGGUAGUGAAGGAAAAGGUUCACCUUCAGAGUGAACACAGUAAGGCCAUUUUGGCUCGAAGUAAACUGGAGAGUCUUUGUCGUGAACUUCAGCGCCAUAACAAAACGUUAAAGGAGGAGAACCUGCAGCGAGCUCGGGAGGAGGAAGAACGACGCAAAGAAGUGACGGCACAUUUCCAGAUGACUCUGAAUGAAAUUCAGGCCCAGAUGGACCAGCAUAAUCUGCACAAUACAAAGCUACGACAAGAGAACAUUGAACUUGCUGAGCAACUGAAGAAGCUCAUCGAACAGUACGAGCUGCGAGAAGAGCACAUUGACAAGGUUUUCAAACACAAGGAAUUGCAACAGCAGCUGGUUGAUGCUAAACUUCAGCGAACUACAGAGAUUAUGAAAGAGGUGGAUGAGGAGCAUCACAGGGAGAGGGAGUUUUUACUAAAAGAAGCCACUGAAUUGAGGCACAAAUGUGAAUUCAUGAAGCAGCAAGAGGCACAUCUGAAGCAACAGCUUUCACUCUAUAUGGAUAAGUUUGAAGAAUUUCAGACCACAUUAGCAAAGAGCAAUGAAGUCUUUACAACAUUCAGGCAGGAAAUGGAAAAGAUGACCAAGAAAAUAAAAAAGCUGGAAAAAGAAACUACAGUCUGGCGUACCAAAUGGGAGAACAAUAACAAAGCACUCUUACAGAUGGCUGAGGAGAAAACCCUUCGAGACAAGGAAUAUAAAGGUCUACAAGUGAAGCUGGAGAGGUUGGAAAAGCUAUGCAGAGCUUUGCAAACAGAAAGAAAUGAUCUGAAUAAAAAAGUGCAGGUCCUUCAGUGUCAGCUUUCAGGAAGUGAUGGGACCUUGAACCUGACAGAAGACGUAUACCAGGAUUGCAAAACACCUGAUUCCUCAGAAAUGGCUGAAGUGAACACAACGAGUCAGGAAGCAGAAGAAAACCCGUCUCAUGUUCCAGCUAUUUUAGAUCAAGAGUGUUCAACUGGAGCUCUAGAAAACACUGCAAUCGCUUCAGGCAUUGAUUCUGUUGACUAAAGUUAUCUGUUUAAAAAGAAAUUAUGUGGAGUUAUAUAUUUUUGUGUAAUUAUUGUUUGACAUGUUCUUGGUACUUAUUGGCUUUGUGGUGAGAAUUUCUUACACAUUUUUCUACCAUAUCUGUAUUUUCUUAGGGGAUAAAAGGAAUUUAUGUGGUUCUGGUAGUUGUAUGGUGGGUCAAGUUAGUCUCCUUCAUAAAUUUUCAUAAUUGCAUUUGCUUCAUUUUUAAUAUUGAUAUUUUUUGCAUUGAAAUCCACCCCAAUAUUCUUAAUACUUCUACUGAGAUGUGAAUAUUUCCAUAUAAUUUAAAUAACAAGUUUUUUUUAAUGUAUUUUCCUGCAGUGUUAAGUACAACCAGGUUUACCUGAGAUGAGCUUCCACAGUUUGGAUCGUUUCCUGAUUUUUCUGAUGCUGUAUCUUUCAACUUAAGACCUCCCUCAAUAGCAACGCUGUUGCUUGAUUGAAACUUCUAGAAGACGUAGGGGCAUUUAAUGCUUGAAAGAAAGGUGUCUAAAUAUAAUAGAUCACUUCAGAUGGGCAAAAUUUGACAGGGAACAGUUUGAGGGUUUUAAAUAUUCUGCAGUGUUGCAGGUUCUUCAAUCUUUAGUUCAGUAAACUUUCUAUGGAUUUGUACUAUAUGUUGAAUUAGGAUUGCUGCCCCUUACCUCCAACUUGAAGCUGUAAGAAACUGGAGUAACGCUUGUUCUACUCUGUUCUCUGUACUUUAGAGUAAAAUGAAGCUUCCAAGAAUUUUGACACUCUAUUAGUUUAGACAUCUGAGGACAGUUUUUGUUGUUUUGAGAGAAGAUACUGACCCUGAUUUGCAUUUUAAUAAUGCUUUAUUUGGUCUUUUUUAGUAGCCUUUUUGACAAACCACCUAUUUUAGUUGUUUUAUUUUUAAGAAUAAGGGAUCAGCAUUUCCUCUGGAUUUUUUUUUAAUGUAGCAUGGCAGCUGCACUAUCCUUUCACCUCAGGAUUUGAACUUAGACCAAAGCAAAGUGGAUGAAAUCUUGUCUCAGGCUGUGAGCGUUAUUUUUGGCAUUAUUGUCUGACUGCAUUGAUGGUGGACAGUCCAAUAUACAGGAGUCAGUUGGAACAGAAUGAUGAUUUUAGUCUCCCAAGGAUACCAGAAGUAAAUGGUUAUCCCAUUCCUAAUGCUGAAUUUGGUAUGAAAUGUAGACAUCUACAACAGAGCUGUACAGUUAGAAUUGAAUGGAAACUUUUUAGAUACAAACUCAGGAUGGUGGGCAAAUUGAUCAGGUGGAUAAACUGAGCCUCAGUGUGAAAGACAUAAUCUGUUAGAUCUUUUUGAUUUUAGUAUACAUAAUUAUUUACAAAUGACUUCUGUAAUCUAACAUAAGUAUUUGUAAACUACCUGACAAUGCAAUUUUCAUUCAAGAAGUGAAUGAAAAGAAUUUUCAUUCUUUUCACUUUUCACUUGUUUGCUGUUGAGUGAUGAAACUCAGAUGGUUCAGUAGCACAUAGCAUGGGACGUGGAUUCCAGUUCUUGUACUGUGAAUGAUCAGAUUCAUUUUAUGGAUUUGGAACCAUAGAACAUUACAGCACAGAAACAUACCUUUUGGCCCUUCUUGGCUGUGCCGAACCAUUUUUCUGCCUAGUCCCACUGACCUGCAGCUGGACCAUAUCCCUCCAUACACCUCUCAUCCAUGUACCUGUCAAGUUUUUCUUAAAUGAUAAAAGUGAGCCUGCAUUUACCACUUCAUCCGGCAGCUCAUUCCACACUCCCACCACUCAGUGUGGAUUUGUUAAAGAUUAAUCAAGGUUUCUGAAAUGUAUCCAGUAUUUCUGCUCUAAGUAUCUAAAGGUAUCUGGAUGAGGCAAAAAUGGGUAUAUUUUUCAGAGUUGGAAACAAUUUUGGAUAUGCUUAAAAACAUUUUUUAUUGGCCUAUGCUGUUCUUUGUUUACACAUCUGAGUAGUUUGGCUUCUGUAAGGCUGUUUUGUCCACACUUCCUCUUUGCUCGUAUUCUAGUGCAGCACUGUGAAAUCUUAAAAACACUUGUCUCUUUAUCUUCUUACAUGUCAAGACACUCCAACAACGGUAGGUCCUUCCUGCCCAUGAAAUUCAUAUGGAUCUGUUUGUUCAGCCCAUCAUGGAAAUCAUGGGAUUGCUUUGGAAAUGAUGGUUGUGAAGAAUCUUGGAUUCAUCAUCAUUAUGUGCUGAACUUUCAAAACCUUUGGCUGUCCAUGCCUUAAUUGUAACUCAUGAAUGUGCGACUUGUUCUUCCAUCAAUUUUUCCUGCCGUUGCAAGAUGUUUGAGUUUCUCUUUCCUCAGCACAUGUCCCAGAAAUUCCAGCUGCCAUUUCCUGAUUGAUGAUCUCAACUCUCUUCUUAUUCUGAUUUUUUUUGCAACACCUCCUCAUUUGUUACUUUGUCCUUCCAUAUUUUCAUCAUUCUUCUCAAAAACCACAUUUCUGCAGCUUCAAAUCUUCCCUAAUUUUGCUUUGAUAUUGACCAACAUUCAUUUCCUUGUUAGUGUGGAAUGAACAUAACACUGCAACAGAAUUUAAUUCCCAUAGAAAUUGUUAUCUUUACUACCUUGCUCAAAUGCUCGGACAUGCAUUUAGCAGUUCCAAUCCUACUAAUUUCAACAUCAAGCUCUACCAUCUGAUGUCAUUAUGCAUCCUAAGUAAUUGAACUUCCAUGUUUAUUUAAUUGUUUUGUUGCCCACUUUCAGUUCACAUUUAUGUAUUUCUUUCUUGUGACAAUUCAAUCUUCUUGCAGUUGAUGGUCAAUCCUCUCUUUGCACUUCCUUUGAUGACUUUAUCUAGUAUUUCCUGGAGCUUUUCCUUAGAAUGGCUAAGGAUUCAAGUUGUAUCCACCAAUUAUCAUGCCAGGAAUACUGCUAAUUUCUCUUAGAAUCACCUUGUUAUAAAGGUUGAAUAGGUUGGGUGAGAGAACCUGUCUCCUCUUAAUCUAGACAAAAUCAUUUGUCUCAUUUUCAAUUCUCAUUUCUGUUGUUUGUUCCCAAUACAAAUUUCUGAUGAAUCACUGAUUACUUUAGGGAAAAAGGUUAAGAAGACUAGGUAAAGAACCAACACAAGUUUUAGUAGAAGUCACCCACAAGAAAUUUGAGAAGUCCUGAUUGACCAAAGCUAUGUUGUAUUCUGCAUUUCAAGGAGGUGGAUAAUUGAUGUUCCUGUCAUUUGGUGCUUUCUGGAAGUUUAGUAUAUCUCCCUUAGCUUUGAUCAGUGAAAUCCUAUUAAAUGAUGUCCAAUACUUGAAAGACAUGUUGUGUUUGGGAAGAAAAUGUUCUUUCUCAUGUGCUUAAAAAUCUAGAAUCAAAAUUUUUAAUUUUGGAUAUUUGUUUCCUCCAUCUCCUUAAAGUAUGUCAUCCUUGUCUUAUGUAUUCUACGAGAUAUUCCAUCUGCUGUUCCAUGUGAUCCUCUUCAGUUCUUUAGACGCUUGUUCAUUUUUUUCCUUCACUUCCACAUCACAUCCUGAAUGAAGUUUUCCCGUGAAUUUCAGUUGCAAAAACUUUUUCAAAUGGAGCUUUACUCUUAUCUCCUUCCUACUUGAAUAUAGCUGCAUUCAUAAGUUUCAGUAGUUCCAGAAAGAGCUCACAAUUAAUAAUAAUCUUUAUGAAUAGCAUUUUUGAUUGAGGUACACUCAGUUGCUGAAUCAUAUGUGUUUCAUAGUUGGUUGUGGGUGCUGCCUGCAAUCAAUCUUGUGUACAGGAAAAUGUACUGUAGGGCAAACUGAGCAGAUCCUGCAGCCUUCAUUCACAAUCAAGUAUCAAGCAUUAAACUGAAGUUCUGUAACAUUUUUGCAUUUGAGGGACUUCUGAGGAAACAAGAGAUGGGUAAGGUUAUGUUUGGGGUUAGGAGUGAAAAAUGCUGAUGCCAUUGCUAACCGUAAUCCCAUGAAUUCUUUACUGCACUUCAUGCCAUGCUGUUGUUUCCUAUAUUCCUGCAACACUGAUUCUAAAUAGGAAGAAUGCCAAUGUAUGGCCAGUAAAAUACGUCAAUUUCAAAGUGUGAAGCAGUGGUACUUGGAUUUUCAUUUGUUGUUGUUAUCUCAAUUGGGUAACUAUUUGCAAGCCCCAAUUAAGCUACAGUUUUAUCUAGUUCAAGAUCCCUUGUAUGAAUAAAACUAGCACCCAAAUUUAACCACCACAUUUUACAAUUCAUACAAUGAGCUUUUUACAUCUGGGAUAAUUUUGAUUGAGACUAAUCAGUCUUAAUAUAUAAGAACGUACAAGUGCAUGCAAUGCAUUCUAUCAGAUGGGUAAUUCCACCUCAUGUUCUUCUCUUUGCAAUAUAUUUGCACUUGUCCAGCAAAAUUACUGCCUACUCCAUUCAAAUAAAGAAAGUUGUAUGAGUCAUCGAUGCCAAUCCAAUAGGUCAGUGAAGCAGCACUCCAACCAUUCAGACUGAUCAAAAGAAAUAUUGAGACCACGUUGUGCUGCUCUGCUGCUGAGCAUUGACUGGAUUGGUGACAUUUUAUCUUAGAAAAUUGCCAUUCAUCUCAAAUUCAAGGUUUAGAAAGCAAUGUCACCUAUUUAGUUUACAUUUCAUUAGGAAUAAGUAAAAUUCUGUUCCUGUGAUUAAGAUUUCCCUUUUUUAGCAAUCAAAUUCAAGGUGUGUACCUUGUACAAUGCAAUCCAUGUAAUCUCUAGUCAGUAGUAAUUGAUGGAGAUAAAUUGGAAAAAAUGUGAUAAGUCAAAAUACACACUAUUUUCCUUGUAUUACGUUUACUUCUAAGCGUGCUUUUGUGCUUAAAAAGCUAAUAUUCCUAAAUGAUCCCAGCUGUGUCCCUUCCUUUUUGUUUAUGUAGCUGAAUAUUUUGUUAGCACUUAGCUGCCUUCUCAAGACUAGCUUGCUGCCAUUUCUAUGCUUAUUUACACAAUCAGUGUUGGUGUGAUGUUGUUCGGAAAGGUGCAUUUAAAGUUAGGAUUUGAGCUUUAAAACCACCCAAUCCAUUUUGAUAUUGUAUAAAGUUACAAUGCACAGUUGAUCUUAAACCAUGGAUUUAAUUUUUGAAAUUAAAUUUGCCAUGUCUUUCAUAAUAGGUUCUCAGUAGUUUAUAUGUGACUGUGACUUGAGGGUGUAGGGAAAGGAGGCAAAAUUUUGGUGUUUUAAAAUUGCUUUAAUAGGGAAAAUUAGUUAUCCUGAAUUAAUCUACAUUUCCUUCAUCUGGUGGUAGAAUAAGUGGCUCAGUUUAUCUAAUCACAAUAGGAAUGACUCAGCAGAUUAGUAAAUAUCAGUAUAUUGAAAAUGGCAUAUAUCUGUCCUCCUGCACCCUCUAGUGGAUUCAUAGGCUGUGCUACUUCAAGCUAAACAGCUACUGCCUUAGCCAACCAAAGUCUUGGGGUAAAUAGAACAGAGUGCCACAAUUGGUCUGAAUUGCCUCUGGCUAAAAGAUCAGAAGGGUCUGGGAACAGACCAGCAAAAGAACCGGGUUUUUUUUUUCACCUAAA
Messenger RNA from Hypanus sabinus (Atlantic stingray), 7047 nucleotides. Its product is annotated as gamma-taxilin-like. The transcript is spliced from 10 exons. The record is from RefSeq and is a predicted model, not a curated record. The coding region runs from base 61 to 1608 and encodes 515 amino acids. Lineage: Eukaryota; Metazoa; Chordata; Chondrichthyes; Myliobatiformes; Dasyatidae. Gene Ontology annotation, molecular function: syntaxin binding. Gene Ontology annotation, biological process: regulation of cell cycle.